Molecule: messenger RNA, 4701 nt
Organism: Polyodon spathula (Mississippi paddlefish)
Lineage: Eukaryota; Metazoa; Chordata; Actinopteri; Acipenseriformes; Polyodontidae
Product: mitogen-activated protein kinase kinase kinase kinase 4-like
Exons: 33
Coding region: 214-3897 (1227 amino acids)
Biological process (GO): protein phosphorylation
Molecular function (GO): ATP binding; protein kinase activity
Source: RefSeq, a predicted model, not a curated record
AGGAAGUGUUGGUUGCUGGCUGUAGAUGCAGGGCACAGUACUGUACAGUUAGUGCGUUUUCCGGGUCUAACUGGAUGCGAAGUUUCCUGUGUGUGUCGCUCAGACACGCAGCAGCGUUUGCCAUGGACUGACACGAAUCCAACCCGUCAACUCCGCUAAGCCUUCACUCUGGCCGAACUGUAGAUGUUUACUUAAAAAACUUUGAAAAUUAAAAUGGCAAACAACCUCGCCGCUAAAAGCCUGGACCAAAUAGACCUAUCUUGUUUUAGGGAUCCCUCUGGAAUAUUUGAGCUGGUCGAAGUGGUUGGAAAUGGAACAUACGGUCAAGUCUAUAAGGGGCGACAUGUCAAGACCGGACAGCUGGCUGCCAUCAAGGUCAUGGACGUUACAGAGGACGAGGAGGAGGAAAUUAAACUAGAAAUCAACAUGCUAAAGAAGUACUCCCAUCACAGAAACAUCGCCACGUAUUACGGUGCAUUCAUCAAGAAGAGUGCCAUGGGUCAGGAUGAUCAUCUCUGGCUGGUAAUGGAAUACUGUGGCGCUGGCUCGGUCACGGAUUUGGUUAAGAAAACGAAAGGGAACUGCCUGAAAGAGGACUGGAUAGCCUAUAUCUGCCGUGAGGUCAUGAAGGGCUUGUCGCAUCUCCAUUCCCACCAUGUGAUCCAUCGAGAUAUCAAGGGGCAGAACGUGCUGCUCACUGAGAACGCAGAGGUGAAACUGGUUGACUUUGGUGUCAGCGCCCAGCUGGACCGCACCAUAGGCCGGAGGAACACGUUCAUCGGGACGCCCUAUUGGAUGGCCCCCGAGGUCAUCGCCUGUGACGAGAAUCCAGACUCCACUUACGAUUACAGGAGUGAUCUGUGGUCCUUGGGAAUCACUGCCCUGGAAAUGGCAGAAGGAGCCCCUCCUCUAUGUGACAUGCACCCCAUGAGAGCCCUUUUCCUAAUUCCAAGGAACCCGCCCCCUAAAUUGAAAUCAAGGAAAUGGUCAAAGAAGUUUGUGAACUUCAUGGAGAGCUGCCUGGUGAAGAGUUACCAGCAGCGGCCCAGCACAGACACCCUGCUGAGACACCCCUUCAUAAGGGACAUGGGGAACGAGAAACAGCUCCGCACCCUGCUCAAGGACCACUUAGACAGGACCAGGAAGAAGAGGGGGGACAGAGAGGAAACAGAGUAUGAGUACAGCGGGAGUGAAGAGGAAGACGAGGAAAUGAAUGAAGACGAAGGAGAGCCAAGCUCCAUUGUGAACCUGCCCGGGGAGUCCACGCUGCGGAGGGAGUUCCUGCGGCUCCAGCAGGAGAAUAAGAACCGCUCUGAGUCCCAGCGGCAGCAGCAGGUCCUGCAGCAGCAGCUCAAGGACCAGGAGAAGUACAAGAAGCUGCUGCUGGCCGAGCGGCAGAAGAGGAUCGAGCAGCAAAAGGAGCAGAGGAAGAGGCUGGAAGACCAACAGAGGAGAGCGCAGAAGGAGGUGGGGUCCCAGUGGCCAGAGGUGCAGGAGAUGCUGUGGAGAGAAGAGCCCAUUGGAGACGAGAAGAGCUUCUUGGAGGAGGAGAGGCGGAGAUUCGUUGAGGGACAGAAGAGGAGCGACAAGAAACAGCUUGAAGAGUUUGGCUGGCAGGGGGUGGAGGCGGGUCGAGCUGUUGCCAUUCAAACAGCCCAGAAAAAGUCAGAGGAUACACAGCUGCACCAGCAGCACAGUAAAAGGUUUCACCGCACCCUGCCCAAAGACCAGACUCCUCUGCUGUUACUCCAGCAUGAUCACAGGCAGAGAGACAAGGAGUCCCACAGGACAGCCAGCUCUGCUCCCGACAGUUCAGCAAGCAGCCAGCACAAAGUGAUUGAUGAGAGGAUUAAAGCAUCCGACAGUCGCCAUUUGAACCUGAACCACAUCGCUGCCGGACCGGCUGUGCAUUUCCACUCCAGACUGGCUUCCGGGAGCAGCUCCAGCCCCUGCACUCCAGCCCUGUCGCGGGCCACUGCACCACAGAAUGCAAACCUCCUAUCCAGCAGGGAGAGUGGGCAAAGUAGCUCCCUGUCAGAUGUGGUGAUGAGCCCCGCUUCUCCGGUGCAGGACGAUGUCUUCUGGGAUGGUCCACACAUACAGGAGCUGCCUCCCAAGGUCCCUGAACGGACAACCUCAAAGUUUAGCUGUAAAAAGCUCUCCAAUCAUCAGAGAACCCCUUCCAGUUGUUUUCAGCAGAGGGGGAGCAAGUCCGAGCUGCAGAGUAGUGGCAGCUCCACGAGCAGCACGCAUUCAGGUUCUUCAAAGGCAGCGAGCCCUCUACCUCAGAGCCGUGCUCAGCAGUACAGAAAGCCCCACAAUGGGCGUCCAGGAUCACCGGGACUGGUACUGCCUGCUGAGGGGAAGCAGGGAGCCAGCCCCUUCUUGAAGGUGACAGACUACUCAUCAUCCAGCGAUGAAGUGGGGAGCAGCGAGGAUGACGACCAGAGCCAAAGGAGAACGACAUGGAGUAACGCAGUUCCCAGAGCGCCCCCUGAAGGAGUGAUGCUGCAACCGCAUUGCACAUUAAAUCAACAGCAGCAGAAUGUAGCUGACCUAAAGCGUGUCUGCUCCCAGGGGCCGCUAGGUUUAUGCAAUCAGAAUUACGUUCUGCCUGAUCUCCUGCAGAGCUACCCCUCAGAGGCCCCGGGCACAACCCAGAGACACACGCAGGGCCCCCAGCCUCCUCAGAGCACAGCCACGAGCAGCCACAGCCCAGUCGGCUCCGCCCCCCAGGGGAAGAUCAGCUCCUCUUCCUCCUCCUCCUUCACCUCUAUCAUGGACCCGCGGCUGCUGCAGGUGUCUCCUCCACAGAGUCCAGUGGGGCACAGUCCCAGUGUGGAGCCCUUCCGAAGACAGAACGCGAGGAAGGGGUCUGUUGUCAACGUGAAUCCGACCAACAUCCGUCCGCAGAGCGACACCCCUGAGAUUCGCAAGUACAAGAAGAAAUUCAACACGGAGGUCCUUUGUGCAGCUCUGUGGGGGGUGAACCUGCUGGUGGGCACGGAGAGCGGGCUGUGGCUGCUGGACCGCAGCGGGCAGGGGAAGGUCUACCCGCUUAUCAGCAGGAGGCGCUUCCAGCAGAUGGAUGUCCUGGAGGGGCUGAACGUGCUCAUCACUAUAUCAGGCAAGAAGAAUAAGCUGCGGCUGUACUUUCUGUCAUGGCUCCGAAACAAGAUCCUGCACAAUGACCCAGAGGUGCGGAAGAGGGAGGGCUGGAUCUCAGUGGGGGAACUGGAAGGCUGUGUGCAUUACAAAGUGGUGAAGUAUGAACGAAUUAAAUUCCUGGUUAUCGCCCUGAAAAACUCUGUGGAGGUCUACGCCUGGGCUCCUAAACCCUACCACAAGUUUAUGGCUUUUAAGUCCUUUGCAUCACUUCCUCACAAGCCAUACUCAGUUGACCUGACUGUGGAAAAGGGGCAAAGGUUGAAGGUGAUUUACGGCUCUCUGGCUGGGUUUCACGCCAUUGAUGUGGAUUCGGGGACGGUGUACGACCUCUACCUGCCAACGCACAUCCAGGGAACCAUUCGCCCCCAAGCCAUCAUUAUUUUGCCCGGCAGCGGAGGCAUGGAGGUGCUGGUGUGCUAUGAGGAUGAGGGGGUCUACAUUGACACGUACGGGCGCAUCACUAAAGAAACUGUGCUGCAGUGGGGAGAGAUGCCCGCCUCUGUUGCUUACCUCCAGUCCAAUCAAGUGAUGGGCUGGGGGGACAAAGCCAUCGAACUGAGGUCUGUGGAGAACAGCAACCUGGAGGGAGUGUUCCUGCACAAGAAAGCACAGAAGCUGAAAUUCCUGUGUGAGAGAAAUGACAAGGUGUUCUUUGCUUCUGUCCAGUCUGGAGGAAGCAGCCAGAUUUACUUCAUGACGCUGGGACAGAACCCCCUGAUGAACUGCUGAUUCGGGAUGAGCGCAGAGCUUUUGGGAUCAGAGACGACGGAAAUCUGGGUCUCUCCGCUACAGAUCCAGGCACCCACACACCUCGCCAAUGAGAACCAGCUCACCUCGAGGAAGCAGUGAAGUGGAGACAAGAAAAUAGAAUAUAUUCUUGUUACAAAUAAGCACCAUUAUUAUUAAGCUUACGCAGCAAAGCUAAAAAAAAAAAAAAAAAAUCAAGAGGUCUUGCUGAACACUUUUUUAAGGGGUGCAUUCUCAAGAGUUGAAUCUUCUUUCUUUUCCCUUCAAGUUUCAGAGUAUGGCGUCGGUAGAUUUCAACACUGUGCAAUAAAACUAUAUUCAGCAUUAAGAAUACACACUAGCAGACUAGCAAAUUCUAGAUGAUAGAUGACCAUUGAGUAUUAAAAAAAAACAAAGCAUUACAACUGACUACGUGAAAGCGCUCACUGUUAGUACAAAUCACAUUGAGAAUGAGGCACUUGUUUUAGCAGAACAUGUAUAUCUCAUGCUGCACACGCAGUUCUGUGGACCUCUGUAUUGCACUGUUUUUACUCAACCCGACGUUCCAGCUAGUAUUCCACCAGUAGCCUUGUGUUUUCUGAUAUUUUUAUGUCGUUUUGCACUGUUACAAUUUACUGUAUAAUGUGUGUGUGUGAAAUGUUUUAUAGUAGCAGUGAUCAGCUGUGCUGAUGAAUGCAGAGGUUAAGUCUCAAAGCUUUUUACUAUGAAUCUGCACUUUUUUUUCAGAAAGGAAAAAAAAAACUCAAUAAUGUUAAGAACCCAGAAAUAAAAAACUCCCACAUAUUA